AUGGCCGUCUCGGAUCUUCAAGGCAUGCUUUCGGGCAUGGAGCCGACGCUUCACGUCGAGCCAUACGCCUACCUCAUCUUUUCCAACGAAUCACCUCCCUCUUUUCCCUUGCUGGGGCCCGGGGCAACUGCCAUCAUUCCGUUUGCUCAGAUCACAGAAGAUGAAGAAGGAACGACGUUGAUCGUGCGUCUAGCAGAAGCUGAAGCUUUGAAUCGCAGGCCUGAUUUCGUAGUGAGACGCAUCACGCUCAAGAUUCACUCGGCUCUGCAAGGUGUGGGAUUGACCGCUGCUGUAUCUGCUCGGCUCACCCAGCUCGGCAUCUCGUGCAACGUGAUUGCGGCAGGCAAACACGAUCAUCUGUUUGUGGAUGUGGAAAGAGGAGAGGAUGCUUUGGAAGCGUUGAGACGGCUUUCCCAAGAGGCGAGAGAGGGAUGA
Molecule: messenger RNA, 435 nt
Organism: Ceraceosorus bombacis
Lineage: Eukaryota; Fungi; Basidiomycota; Exobasidiomycetes; Ceraceosorales; Ceraceosoraceae
Source: the annotation of a GenBank genome assembly